CGGCUCCUGACGGAAGCACGUGGUAACGAGAAAGAUGGCGGCGGUUACAAACGAAGCAGCUGCCUCCCGCAUCUGGAUUGCUUUGAAAAGACUGGACCUAAACGAUGAUGAAGUUACUGUUGUCAAAGAUGUCUGGAUUUUACAAGGGCUAGACACAGUUGCUGCUAAGCAGGUUUUAAAAUCACAGGUUCUCUUUCAUUCCUUUGGGCUAGAGGAUGGCAUCUUUGUUUUGAAGCUUCGAAACAGCCAAGGUUCUUUGAUUCCAAUUAACAGUGAACUGAACAUAAACAGCAAACAAUCACCAUAUGUUCUGGAAGUAGUCAAGUUGUUUCAACAUGUUGUCCCCAAACCUCGUACUGCUGCCUUGACAGUUAUCAAUAAGGGUUUGAAGAACAGACUGCAAAGCAUCAUGAAGAGGAUUGAGAGGUUAGAGGAACUGGGACCAGAAAUAAAAAUGAGGUGGCAAGACAAGUUAUAUGAGGAAAUGGGGCUGUUGAACCAGAAGCUACAUUUCUUAGAUCAGAGAAUGCAGCAAACUGAGGAAGAAUCAGGGCAGGUCCUAGAAAUCAGAAGACCCAGAAAAUGUAAUGAAUUUAAGGACACAAAGCUGCUGGCAAAUGACAAGUUCUCCUUAAAAUUGAUAUCUAGGUUGCUGAUUCCCACAGUUGGAAAGGUAUCUUGUAAGGGUCAGUGCAUCUCUGACUUCCGUGCCUGUGCACUGUAUCUUGGAAGUCAGGAAUAUGUGGGAGAUCGGAUGACCCUGAGUACAAGUGUGGAGCACAAAAAGCCUGCCUCCAACCUUUUACCUUGUUGCCCACCAUGAUUGUUGUAUAUAGCCCAUGAAUAGUGUCACUGACCUGGAUGUAAAAGGAAGUAGCAUAAACUGUAUUGUUGCACAUUCCUAUUUACCAUUAAGAGCUGGAAAUCCUAUUCCUAAAAAUUCAUACAACUCAUUGUUUUUGGCCAGAGCUGUGGUGACCCAAGAGCCUGAGCAAGAACUUAUCAGAAACAUGAACUGCUUGAAUACAAAUUAGUUGAUGAACUUUAGAAGCUGUCUAAGGUAUGAAUAAUACUUUGUAUGUCAGAUACAGUCUGGAAGUUUACAUUCUUGUUCAUUAUCAGCUUCCUACUCCCAGUUAUUCUUAAUAGAUGCAAUGUUUGCAUCAUUCUCUUUGUCACCAGCAUGUGCUACUCGUAGUAAAUGGAUAGUAGGUUUGAUUUAUGGAGAUAGAGAUUGAUGUGAGCUGUGGAACAGUGGGAGGUAACUUACUGCAUUGUGAACUACAAGCUCUUACCAGAAAAUUGUAUUCCUGUAACCCAGUUUCAUGUUUUGUGUAACUUAUAUUUGUUUAAGAAUGAUUAAUUUUCCUGUGGGAGUUUCAUGUUGUUACGCUUAUUUAUGCUUCCCGACUACUAUUGUGUUUAAUGUGGGACUUUCAGUAAUGGUCACUAGUACCCGGCUGAGAAUCACAGUCUCACGCAUGAAUGGAGUGUGCCAAUAACUCCUCCAGUUCUAUUGCUUUUCACUUCUGCUGGCUAAUUCAUUAGUGCUUCAUGUCCUUUGUAUUUUAAGGUCAUUGAGAGGUAAAGUAAUGGAAUUUGAAUGGGCAGACAGUAAGAGUGAAACAUAAGUUCAAGUUUUAGUCAGUAUAUUGGUUCUCUAUUGCUAUAAACAUUCUAUUUUCGGAUUUUUCGUUGUGGUAGUCUCUUCCAUUUUGAA
Messenger RNA from Pristis pectinata (smalltooth sawfish), 1720 nucleotides. RefSeq lists its product as uncharacterized. The transcript has 12 exons. The coding region runs from base 35 to 823 and encodes 262 amino acids. The record is from RefSeq and is a predicted model, not a curated record. NCBI's taxonomy places the organism in Eukaryota, Metazoa, Chordata, Chondrichthyes, Rhinopristiformes, Pristidae.